GAAAGUUGAGAGGCGUACAGAAGGUGUCAAAAUCAUUUGAAGGUGUAAUAUGGACGAGGGAAUGUCAGGCUUUUGCGUGAAAGCAGGAAGUGUUCGUGGUGGCGGUAAUGGAAGCACUGGAACGAAGUGUGGGCGUUGGACUCCGACCAGUGAACAGGUAAAAGUUCUGACUGAACUAUUCAGGUCCGGACUUCGAACCCCGAGCACUGAUCAAAUUCAGAGAAUCUCCACUCAGCUUAGCUUUUAUGGAAAGAUCGAGAGUAAGAACGUCUUUUACUGGUUCCAGAACCAUAAAGCUAGGGAAAGACAGAAGCGCCGUCGAGUAUCCACUGAUGAAAAGGAUUUCAUUCAUCAAGAGGACAAGAUUUCAUCUGCAAAACAUUUUGCUGAGAUGAAUCGGGUUGUUUCGGAGCAUGAACGAGUGAUUGAGACCCUCCAACUUUUCCCAUUAAAUUCGUUCGAUCACGAGUCUGAUCAGAAGCUCAGACGGCGCACAAAUGAGCGCAAGGAGAUCACUACAGCUUUUUCAUACAAUAUUGGGACAGAAAUGGAACACCCACCAUUGGAUCUGCGUUUAAGCUUUCUGUAAACAAGUUUCGAAUCUUGGGUGCAAAAGGAAAAUAUUCUCUUAGGAAUUAUUAUUGUAUUUCCGAGAAUUUAGGUUAAGUUUAGCUGAAAAUUUACGUAGUGAUAGAUUCUUCUCUUUUAAAUAUUGAAAAAGC
Molecule: messenger RNA, 722 nt
Organism: Alnus glutinosa
Lineage: Eukaryota; Viridiplantae; Streptophyta; Magnoliopsida; Fagales; Betulaceae
Product: WUSCHEL-related homeobox 5
Exons: 2
Coding region: 50-589 (179 amino acids)
Biological process (GO): plant organ development
Molecular function (GO): DNA-binding transcription factor activity; DNA binding
Source: RefSeq, a predicted model, not a curated record